Styela clava is the source of this 824-nucleotide messenger RNA. RefSeq lists its product as uncharacterized. The record is from RefSeq and is a predicted model, not a curated record. Lineage: Eukaryota; Metazoa; Chordata; Ascidiacea; Stolidobranchia; Styelidae.
ACACUAGAAUUUUGUAAGUUAGAUACGGAGCUUGCAACAAAAAUGAAAAUCUGCCUAUUCGCCGUUUUCGUACUUAUAAGCCUGUGGAUUACUUGCUCAGAGAGCGCAAAAUACGGGAAACCGCAUCUCGUCGCUAAAGGAAGAUUGGGACAAUCGUUAUUCGGGAAGAGAACGCAUUUUCGCCGCAAGAAUUUCUUUAUCCGAGCUCGGGGGAAAACAACAAUAGAUUGCCGGAAGUUCUGCAAAAGGAAUCACGAUGGAAGUUUAGCUGGAAGAACGUGCGACAAGAGAGGACCAAGAAGUAGAGUAUUCUGUCGAAUUUGUCGUUCAAACGAACACACAUGCGGAACCAAGGAUAUAUUCUCAUGAACACUGCUUCACGCAACUGUGUCAAAACUUAGCCCAUGAUUUCCAACACAACUGAAUUGUUUAAACUAUAUAACACACAGGAAUUUCUUUAUCCAUCUUUUUCAAACUGCUAGUAACUUUUUAUGUCAUAUUGUAGCCUACUUGAUGAAAGACUUCAACUGCGUAUAAAAAAACUUGAAAUAAGUGAUGUCGAAGGAAUAAAAACACCAAAUGCGUUAGUGCGCAGCAGGACUGCGUGGUUUGCCUGGUUAAUAUCGUUUGGUAGUAAAUUUGACUUACCGAUGUAUAAUUUCUAAAUAAUUUCUAAACAUACGUAGCGGAUACUCACUUUUUUCGACAUUUUUACGAAAACCAUUUUGUAAAUUGUUUUUGUGGUCAUUAUAUAAAUUUAUUUCAAUCAAUCGCAUCGUUUCUCAGUCUUGUAGUGCAAGUGGAAGGAAUUGUAUAUAUUUUCA